This is a messenger RNA of Colias croceus (clouded yellow), 1190 nucleotides long. RefSeq lists its product as uncharacterized. The record is from RefSeq and is a predicted model, not a curated record. The coding region runs from base 34 to 1167 and encodes 377 amino acids. Lineage: Eukaryota; Metazoa; Arthropoda; Insecta; Lepidoptera; Pieridae. The transcript has 2 exons.
AAUCUUUAUUUUCUUUUUACAAUCGAUAAAUUAAUGGCUACUACAACAAUUCGUCUGAAAUUUACAUCUUUAGUUAAAAACAGAUCAAAAUGUUGUCUCGAAAUAGUUCCCGAAAUAUCCAGUAUUCAAAAUAUUGAUAAAAUAAAAUGGACGAAGGAUGCUGAAUCAAUAGAAUACUCCGUUCCUAUCACAUAUAAAAUUAAACUAAAAAAAAUGAAUAUUCUAAGAGAACAUCAUAUCCUGAUUCAAAAUUAUUACUCUUGUGUUGAUUUGGUGCGCUCAACUUCUUUCGCUUAUUUAAAUAAAGCUGCCGGCGAUGUCUUCAAAAGCAUACUGAGUGACCAUCAAAUAUAUUCAAAAUCACACUUUGAUAGCAUUAUUACAAAUGCAAAAAUAUCAAGACCUUCAAAUUGUGCAAAUAAAGAUGAUAGUUCGAAGGAGAAAAAACAUGAAAAUCUAAAUACAUCUCUUAAAUCUCCAAGUGAAACAUUUAAAAUAAAACGAGACCUGCAAAAUAAAAGUACGUGCGUCAAUGAAGAUUUUCAAAUAAAGGAAAAUACUAAUAGAAAAAAUAAUUAUGAUCACAGUAGCUAUAAAAUAAACAAAACUGUUUCCACUACUACCAAUCCAAACUUACCUUUGCUAGAAAACAUCUCCAAUGAAAUAAAGAGUUUAAGCAUAACGCCUAUUUGUAAAAUAAAUACACAUGAAGAAUCCACUACCUUAGAAUCAUAUAAAAACUUAAACAAAUCUGUAGCUUGUUAUAAACCUAACAUUCAAAACAAAUACAAAAACCAUUUAAACGAAAUUGGAGUAGUCGUAAAUCCACCAGACUGGAAUAUUUCUUUCAGUCCUCAUUUUGUCAGAUUACCUGAAAGAACCUGUAACAUACCUUUUAUUAACUCAUAUAAAACAAAUGUUAAAUCUAGUCCUAAAGUAAGAGUAGCUCAUUUUAAAAGUGCCAUGGAAAGAGAAAUAUUACCGCUUAAGAUUAUUUUACACGAUUUACUCACAAAAUGUGCUGCGUUAGGGUUUUUAAAAAAUAAGACUAAUAUUCAAGCCAUUGACUAUUCGAAAACCAAUACAUAUUUAGAUGUACCUGUAAUACGAAAUGAGGGAAGAAAGCGAUGUAAUCGUGUUGUGUACUCUAUUGUUUUUGAAGAAUAAAUUGUAGAUCUUACUUAGUUCAA